AUGGACUGGCCGCAGCUCCUGGAGGCCCUGGAAAGGGAGCCUGCCGGGUGGGAAGACGAAGGGGACGAUCGCCCCCAGCCGGGGGAUCCCGGAGGCGCCGGCCUGCGCGCCGACCCCGCGCCAGAGGCCGCCAUUGAGGGCGCGGAGCGCAGGCUGGGCACGACCCUGCCGCAGAGCUACAGGCAGUUCCUGCUGCACAGCAACGGCUUCAGCUGCUUCGCCCACGGCCACCACGUGCUGCCCGUCCAGGAGGUCAAGUGGUUCUCCGAGGAGAACCAGGAGUGGAUCGACGACUUCCAGGGGGAGGGGGGCGGGGAGGACGUGGCUGACGAGCAGUACUUCGUGUACGGUGACGACCAGGACCCCGGGCACGUGAGGGUGGAGUACCUGCCGCACUGCCUGCAAAUCAGCGAGGAGUACGACGACAGCGUGAUCCUGCUGAACCCCAAGGUGAAGGACGCCAAGGGCGAGUGGGAGGCCUGGUUCUUCGCCAGCUGGCUUCCCGGCGCCCACCGGUACCGAUCCUUUCGCGAGCUCGUUGAGGAGGAGGCCAGGACGCGCCAAGAAUGA
Ostreobium quekettii is the source of this 570-nucleotide messenger RNA. NCBI's taxonomy places the organism in Eukaryota, Viridiplantae, Chlorophyta, Ulvophyceae, Bryopsidales, Ostreobiaceae. The record is from the annotation of a GenBank genome assembly.